AUGCUAGCCAGUCCAAAAUGGUAUACCAGGAUUGCUAAAAUACUACUCAAAGAGAAUGCAGAAGUUAACAUUCAGACAAAAAUUGGAUCAACUGCCCUAAUGCUAGCUAGUCAAAAUGGUCAUACUGACAUUGCUGAGCUACUACUAAAAGCAAAUACCAAUGAUGGAGGGACGGCCCUAAUGAUAGCUAGUCAAAAUGGCCAUUCCCAGGUUGUUGAACAACUACUCAAAGAGCAUGCAGACGUUAACAUUCAGACCAAUGAUGGAUGGACAGCCCUAAUGAUAGCUAGUCAAAAUGGUCAUUCCCAGGUCAUUGAACAACUACUCAAAGAGCUUGCAGACGUUAACAUUCAGACCAAUGAUGGAUGGACAGCCCUAAUGAUAGCUAGUCAAAGUUGUCAUACCCAGGUCAUUGAACAACUACUCAAAGAGCAUGCUGACGUUAACAUUCAGACCAAUGAUGGAUGGACAGCCCUAAUGAUAGCUAGUCAAAAUGGCCAUUCCCAGGCUGUUGAGCAACUCAAAGAGCUUGCAGACCGAAAAGGUCAUACCCAGGUUGUUGAACAAUUACUCAAAGAGCAUCCAGAUAUUAAUCUUCAUAGCAAAGGUGUUACUGCCUUAAUGAAAGCUAGUGAAAAAGGUCAUACACAGAUCAUUGAACAACUACUCAAAGAGCACGCAGAUGUUAACAUUCAGACCGAAGAAGGUGUUACUGCCUUAAUGAAAGCUAGCGAAAAAGCUUCAUCAUGUGGACAUGUUGAUAUAGUGGAUGCUCUCAUACAAGCUGGAGCUAAUGUUAAUAAACAAGAGAGCCUUUUUCAGUUAACUCCUUUGUUCUUUACAAUAAGAGAUGAUAUGGGAGUCAGGCUGCCUAAGCUUGAUGUGCCCCCCUUUGAUGGUGAUGUACUCACUGGUCCCAGUUUUGGGAACAGUUCAAGAUAUCAGUACAUGACCAGCCUCAUCUGUCAGACUCCAAAAAAACUCGUCUAUUUGCAACAAGCAAUUAAGAAUGGCUCUGCUAAACCAGUUUUCAAGGGACUCUCACACUCAGGUGAGAAUUACAAUGAAGCCAUUGACUGUCUCAAGUCACAUUUCAAUCGUCCUCGUCUUUUACAUCAUGCUCAAGUGCGUAGAUUGUUGAAGCUACCUCCUUGA
Gigantopelta aegis is the source of this 1155-nucleotide messenger RNA. RefSeq names its product ankyrin repeat domain-containing protein 29-like. The coding region runs from base 1 to 1155 and encodes 384 amino acids. The transcript is spliced from 6 exons. Gene Ontology annotation, molecular function: protein binding. The record is from RefSeq and is a predicted model, not a curated record. Lineage: Eukaryota; Metazoa; Mollusca; Gastropoda; Neomphalida; Peltospiridae.